Molecule: messenger RNA, 413 nt
Organism: Achroia grisella
Lineage: Eukaryota; Metazoa; Arthropoda; Insecta; Lepidoptera; Pyralidae
Product: ribonuclease kappa-like
Exons: 3
Coding region: 70-408 (112 amino acids)
Molecular function (GO): RNA endonuclease activity
Source: RefSeq, a predicted model, not a curated record
UUUGCCGUCAUUGUUCACAACACUAAUAACCAAAUUAUAAUAAUAAUAUCAUACGUAUAAAACAGAAAAAUGAGCGCAUUAAUCAACUGUGGUAUUUGUUGCUUCGUCCUUAGUAUAUGGGGAGUUGUCCAGUUGUCUUUAAUGGCGCUAUUUUACAAGAUCGAAGCGUCAAUAUUGAUUGAAGAUGUUGAAGAACACGUGUAUGAUGAUUACGACGACUUUAUAAAGAAGACUAAAAACAAUUAUCAGGCGACAUCCCUUAACUGCUUAAUUGCUGCUGCAAUAUAUGCAUUAAUGAUCGGACUAUCCUAUUUAUGUAUUCGUAAAGCACGAAGCAAUGAAAGGAAAGCAAAGGAAAAGUUGGAAGAUGAUGAAUAUUAUUGCGCACAUCUUCAGAAACGUAAAUAACUUAC